This is a messenger RNA of Gongylonema pulchrum, 285 nucleotides long. The record is from the annotation of a GenBank genome assembly. NCBI's taxonomy places the organism in Eukaryota, Metazoa, Nematoda, Chromadorea, Rhabditida, Gongylonematidae.
AUGGGUGUUGAUUGUGAGGUGAAGCUGUGCCAUUCGAGCGACGUGGCACGGCGUGUCUGGUGCGUGCAGUGGAAUCACACGGGUACAGUGCUGGCCAGUUGCGGUGACGAUAAAACAAUCAAACUGUGGAAACGCGUAGAUGGAGCGCCACAUAUGAAGCGUAGUGGAACAAUCAGUGGUUCGCAUGAUCGAGCAGUCCGUUAUGUUGCAUUUUCACCGGACGAUAAAUACUUGGCCUCAGCCGGUUUCGAUGCCUUCGUUGUUGUGCAUAAGUUGUGCAGGUGA